AUGCUUGUCGAGCUCAAAAACGGCGAAACUCUCAAUGGCCACCUGGUCAAUUGUGACACCUGGAUGAACCUGACCCUCAAAGAAGUCGUCCAGACAAGUCCCGAAGGUGACAGGUUCUUCAGACUCGCGGAGGUCUACGUUCGAGGGAACAAUGAAUCCCCAAAGAUCAAAUAUCUCCGGGUACCCGAAGAAAUCAUCGAUCUAGCCAAAGAACAACAACAGCAAAACCAGCAAACUGGUCACGGUCAUGGCCAGCGUGGCCGGGGUGGCCAAGGUCAUCGGGGCGACCAGGCUGGCAGGGGAGACAGAGGUCGUGGUCAAGCCAGGGGGGGACGAGGUCGGAGCAGAGGAAGAGGUUAA
Messenger RNA from Rhinocladiella mackenziei CBS 650.93, 360 nucleotides. RefSeq lists its product as uncharacterized. The record is from RefSeq and is a predicted model, not a curated record. The transcript has 2 exons. Bases 1 to 360 code for a protein of 119 amino acids. Gene Ontology annotation, biological process: spliceosomal snRNP assembly; mRNA splicing, via spliceosome; P-body assembly. NCBI's taxonomy places the organism in Eukaryota, Fungi, Ascomycota, Eurotiomycetes, Chaetothyriales, Herpotrichiellaceae. Gene Ontology annotation, cellular component: P-body; spliceosomal tri-snRNP complex; U6 snRNP. Gene Ontology annotation, molecular function: U6 snRNA binding.